Oryza brachyantha (malo sina) is the source of this 1794-nucleotide messenger RNA. Its product is annotated as factor of DNA methylation 5-like. The record is from RefSeq and is a predicted model, not a curated record. Bases 221 to 1390 code for a protein of 389 amino acids. The transcript is spliced from 10 exons. Gene Ontology annotation, biological process: gene silencing by siRNA-directed DNA methylation. NCBI's taxonomy places the organism in Eukaryota, Viridiplantae, Streptophyta, Magnoliopsida, Poales, Poaceae.
GGCUCUCUCUCUCCCUCUCUCAUCUCACACACCCCACUUGAUGUUUUGUUCUGUGGGCGACUCUUCUUGGUUGGGGGAUCGAUGAUCAGACUCUCUCAGUACCCGGUUCUUUAAAAGAUCGGUUCUUGAUUUCUCUCCCGCUAGAUGGGGUUCAGGACUGGUGAUAACUGGCUGCUGGUGUAGCGCAAGCGACCGUUGCUAAUCCUGUUGCUAAAGCAACAUGGCAACAGGUGCAGGUGGAGAUGUGGGUGGGCGCCUUGCGGCAUUGGCUUCUAAGGUUGACUCCAAGAUAUAUCAUCUCAAGGAUGUGUUGGUUGAGUACAUGGACAUAAAAAGUGUAGUUGGUGAGAUGGCACAAGAGAGGGAAAUGUUCCAGCACGAACAGAAUGUUAUGGCAGGAAACGAAGCGAUGCUGGAGGCGAUGAAGGAGGAGCUUGUGGCAGCAAACAAUGAGCUUGUUGCCACAAAAGAGGAUAUUUCUCGGAAGAACCAGGAGCUAGAGUUCGUGAAGAAAAAGCUUCAAGAAAGUGAAGCCAGAAGCAAUCAGGCUGAGCAGCAGAGCGGCAUUGUUGCUGAACUUAUCCAACCAAGAGGGGUGCAAACAAGAUCAAUGCAAAAGCGCAAAGGGUCAUUCCAAGGACCUUCAGGCUAUGGGGCUGAUGACCAAGAGAAUACAAGUCAAAUGGAUGUCCAAUCUCCGGGUCACUUGAAAUUGAUGACAACUCCUGAUCAGGCCCAGAAAAGAUCAGUAGAGAAACAGAAACAAUUAUCUCGACGGCUUCUGUAUGAUGCUGGUGAGCUUGAGUCAACGGAAGGACAUCUUAGUGAAGAGCUAGUAAAUACCCCAAAUGCCGGCCAAACCUCAGGUGUUCUGGUGAGCAAAGAUGAUGACCUGGAGGCCAUCAGAGAAGAGCUGAUCAAGGGAUUUCUUGAAAUUGAUAUCGGUGGACGGAAACUUGGGAUAAAGGAAAUGGGAGAACUGAAUGAGAAGGCGUUCCAGGCUGCAUGCCUUGCAAAGCUACCUCCAGAAGAAGCUGGCUCGGCAUCGUAUGAAUUAUACUCAUCGUGGCAGAAGCAACUGAGUGACCUAAGCUGGAAUCCCUUCAAGAAGAUCACAGUUGACGGUGCUUGUAAGGAGAUUGUGAAUGUUGAUGAUGCCAAGCUGCAAGAGCUGAAGAGCGCGUGGGGAGAAGGCGCCCACAAGGCCGUUGUGAAUGCGCUAAUGGAGAUGAAAGAGUAUAACACCCUAGGUGACAGAAGCAUCGCCUAUGAGCUGUGGAACUACAAGGAAGGGAGGAAGGCCACCCUACGUGAGUGUGUUGAAUACAUUACCAAACAAGUGAAGCAACUCACAGUGACCAAGCGCAGGAAGACUCGCAGGGAAAGGUGACCUGGUGGCACCACAACCCAAGAGUGUUGUUGCAAGAAUGAACUUGUGGUGACGGGUGAGGGCUGAAAUAUGUGCAGUUUAAGACUAAUCCAUGAAGGAUUAGUACAAGAAAGGAACUCUUAAGCUUCCUUUUAUCUGUAAAAUAUCAUGAUUAGCAAGUAGGACCCCUGAAGAACCUGACUGUAUCAAGAAAUGGAUGGAAAACUAUGAACUUUUAAGUGGUAAACCUGUUUUUGUUUGUGGAACCAGGUUGUGGCCUAUGACCACUGUACUGCCUGUGCAACCAGUAUAACAGCUAUGCACAGGAGACCUAUGAUUAACGUUUGACUGCUUUGAUGUUACUGUUAGUGAUCGAUGCUAUGAAGAACAGCAUUUUCAUCUAUAUUGAUGCCUGAAUUAAUCUA